GUGUUUCCAAAAACCUUCCAAUUUCCGCUAAAACAGACUUCCUGUCGACAACACAAAGCCGGAAGCAGAAUAGAAGCAGGAGACUGUUUUGAUUCUUCGACCAAUAUUGAUGCACAAUGGCAGACGAGGAAGACGAGACCGGUUUUGAGGAGGAGUUGGACGAGGGCUGCAGCGGUGUGGACGUGUGUCAUGGCCGCCGAAAGAGGCUCUUCUCCAAGGAGCUCCGGUGCAUGAUGUACGGCUUCGGGGAUGACCAGAACCCAUAUACGGAGUCGGUAGAUAUCCUUGAAGACCUGGUGAUCGAGUUCAUCACAGAAAUGACCCAUAAAGCCAUGUCCAUCGGACGCCAGGGUCGGGUCCAAGUGGAGGACAUUGUCUUCCUCAUUCGAAAGGAUCCCAGAAAGUUUGCUAGAGUCAAAGAUUUGCUGACCAUGAAUGAGGAGCUCAAGAGGGCCCGCAAGGCUUUCGACGAGGCAAACUAUGGCUCAUAAGCAUCAACUGAAACAAUUGCAGAGACAUUCACGUUUACUGACGUGAAUAGCACGUUACCUUGUUUUGAGCAUUUAAUUUUUAAGUAUUUGUGUUGGCAUGGGGAAGUGGGGGGGGGGGGGGGGGGGUCCAGUGGUUCCUUAAUUUGUUUUUGCACAUGACAGUACUAGACUACUUUUAUGUACUAUAUAUGCUUAUUAUACUUAAUCAUAGGGCAGUUUCGGUCAAGGCCACAUGAGAAAAGAUUUGGAGGCAGUGCAUCAUUACCAUGUAUCCUGCUGAUCGACUCCAACACAAAAGUAGUUGAGCAAAAGUAUUGUUUUGAGUUUCCUCAGAAAAGCAGGCAGGGUACUCUCAUUGCCUAGUCAAGGACGGUGUGAAUGUGUUUGUUUACUGGAUAUGCCCCAGGAUCAUUGCUGACCAGUCACAAACCCAAGGUGUAGUACACUUUUAACGCUAAAUCUGCGCUGAAAGGGUCCAGUUUAUGGAAUCUAAAAAAAUUGUACUGUAGUUACCAUUAUAAAAUGUUUUUAUCCAAAAUAUGACAUUCAAUACUUUUUUUGGGGGAUAGGCGCAGAUUGGAACAAAAAUUUAGUGGCUAAGGUUAUGUGUACUACAGCUCACUACAUCUGGGCUGCAAUGUCCCACUGAUAUUUCCCCACCCCUCCAUCCUGUUGUGUAUUAAUGUAUGCCCGUUUGCUGAAUACCCCCCCCCCCCCCCCCAAAUCCAUCCUGUGCUCUCAUUAGCAAGAUCUUAGUCUGAUCUCAGUCUCCCUCCCCCUUUUUCUUUUCAUCUUUGAAAACGGGGCGCUGUUAAAUGUAACCCGGCAUACUCAUGUUUUGUAUCUCCCUGUUGCUCAUUAUUUUUUUCCAAUGUCUCUUGGGCAGGUUGUCUGUUCCAUUUCGUUGCACCUUGUGGUGCAAUCAAUGACAAUAAAGCAAUUUGGAUUCAGAUUUUA
Messenger RNA from Hippocampus zosterae (dwarf seahorse), 1448 nucleotides. It is a transcript of the gene taf13, whose product is annotated as TATA-box binding protein associated factor 13. Bases 117 to 491 code for a protein of 124 amino acids. Gene Ontology annotation, biological process: transcription by RNA polymerase II. The transcript has 2 exons. NCBI's taxonomy places the organism in Eukaryota, Metazoa, Chordata, Actinopteri, Syngnathiformes, Syngnathidae. The record is from RefSeq and is a predicted model, not a curated record. Gene Ontology annotation, molecular function: protein heterodimerization activity. Gene Ontology annotation, cellular component: transcription factor TFIID complex.